AAAUAUGUAUUGGUCUGUGGUGUAUAUCUGUUAGAGGUUAGAAUAUAAAUAAUCUGCGAUUUUAAUAAUUUUUGAAGAAAUUAAAUAAUAAGAUAUGAGCACCGAUAAACAUAUUUAAAGCGAUUAUCUAGAAUGUCUCUUGUAAUGAGUUUUACUGUGAAAAAUUUACUGCCAGCAACAAUAUGUUCUAUCCGCAGUAAUUUUCCAUCAAGUAUUCAUAAAUAUAGUACUGGGCCAAGUAAAACUUCCAGCAAUGUUUUGGAUCACCUUACUGACUGGGAAACUUUAAGUAAAAAUAGGAAAACCAGUAAAGCUAUGAAAGCUUACUUGGAAAGAGCUAAAGAACAUGAUGAAUUUAUGAAAAGGCAGCAUUUGGAAUUCAAUAUAGGAAAGAGACACCUUGCUAAUAUGAUGGGAGAAGAUCCGGAAACUUUCACCCAAAAGGAUGUCGAUAGAGCAAUUGAAUAUUUGUUUCCUAGUGGGAUAUAUGAUCCUGCAGCGCGUCCACUUAUGAAGCCACCAGAAGAAGUAUUUCCGGCACGAAAGGCCGCCGAAUUUGACGAGGCGGGUAGACCACAUCAUUUCUUAUUCUACACAGGCAAACCAAGCUUUUUUAAAGUUCUUUAUGAUGCAGCAGAACAUAUUCAAGCAUUAAAUAAGUUCGAAGAUAAGGUUAUAAGAAAAAAAGCUACUCCUGAUCCUAAUGGAUCUCUUAAGCUAGAGGGUAGUGUGUGGUUAACAAAAGAACAAUUGGAACAAUCCUUGGUAGAAAGCAUUAAAGAAAUUGAAUAUGAAAACUUCAAAGUUGUCAUGGAAAGAUUGGUUUCUUCACCUUAUGCAUACUUGUGCAAAGAUUUUAUUGAGAAAUAUAGAAAGCCCUUGGCUAUGCAAAGGUUUGCUUUAGAGAUCCCUAAACCUAGUUAUGAUGAAGAAGGCCGUGCCUUUAUUACAACUUAUGAAUGUUUAAGGAAGAAGGCUAGAGGGGAAGUCACCAUAAGAUAUCCUGGUUCAGGAAAGAUCUCAAUUAAUGGUAAAGAUAUUACUUAUUUUGAAGAUAUACAGCCAAGAGAACAGGUCAUGUUUCCUCUAAUAUUUUCUGGGAUGCAAAACAGUGUUGAUGUAGAGUGCCACAUAGAAGGUGGUGGUCCUUCAGGUCAAGCUGGUGCUAUACGGUGGGGUAUAGCUUGGAGCCUACGUAGUUUUGUUGAGAAAGACAUGUUGGAGAAAAUGCAAGUUGCAGGGCUGCUUACAAGAGACCAUCGUCGUCGUGAGCGUAAGAAGCCUGGCCAACCAGGAGCCCGUAAGAAACCCACUUGGAAGAAACGAUAGUUGAUACAGUGAAUUUAUCAUUUAG
Molecule: messenger RNA, 1354 nt
Organism: Diatraea saccharalis (sugarcane borer)
Lineage: Eukaryota; Metazoa; Arthropoda; Insecta; Lepidoptera; Crambidae
Source: the annotation of a GenBank genome assembly